Messenger RNA from Drosophila melanogaster (fruit fly), 440 nucleotides. RefSeq lists its product as uncharacterized. Lineage: Eukaryota; Metazoa; Arthropoda; Insecta; Diptera; Drosophilidae. The transcript has a single exon. The record is from RefSeq and is marked reviewed. Gene Ontology annotation, cellular component: extracellular region. Gene Ontology annotation, biological process: defense response. Bases 99 to 329 code for a protein of 76 amino acids.
AUAACGAAAAAUUAUAAAAAAAAAGAUAACUGUAAACGGUUACGAUAUUAGGUAUAUAAGAUCUUCCAGCACCUCAAAGUGUAUCAAAUUUUGAAACGAUGAAGUUCUUUGCUCUGUGUGCCUUCCUCCUCAUUGCCCUGGCUACCGUCCAGGCAACUCCCGGUGAUCUGCGCCAUGUUCCUGUAGGACACGGAGGACACCCAGUCAAUGCUGGCCACGGACCUGUGGGACACGCUGGUCCUGUUGGACACGGUCCAGUUGUAGGCCAUGGUCCAGUUGUAGGCCAUGGUCCAGUUGUGGGACAUGGUGUUCAUGGUCAUUCUGGCUGAAAACUUAUCUGAAUCCUACAAGGAGCGCAAUGCAGACCUUGAUGGAAAGAAACGAAGUGUUUGUUCAACACCUUCAGUACAGCAUAUCCUAAUAAAAUAUUCGAUUUAUCG